AUGCGACUCUCGUACGCUUUCGUCUUCGCCGUCUCGUCGACACUGGUCGCCUCGCAGAGUGCCUCCAGCCUGGUUGCGCAGCUGCCUUCGUGUGCAAUCAGUUGUCUGGCGAGCGCGUCAACAACAAAUGGAUGUGGAAUCUCAGACUACGCAUGUCAAUGCGGUGCAAAGAAGGCGGAUAUCACCAAGACUGCUACCCCAUGUGUUCUCUCUGCUUGCUCUCAAGACGAUGCCCUGAAAACCAACUCCUUGACCGGCCAAAUAUGUAAGGCAGCUUCUUCAGUUCAGACUUCGGCGACCAACGGUGGAUCGUACGCCUCCUACUUCCCAAGCACCAGCAAGUCAUCAGCUACCAGCGUACCAUCUGUUAGCUAUCCCGCAAACCCACCACCAGCCAGUACACCGGCGGCGUCCGCACCAGCUUCAAAUCCACCAGCUACCUAUCCACCAGCUUCAAAUCCACCAGCAGCAACCGUAUCGUCAGCUCCAUCCGCAACGACCAGUGGUCCCAUUCAAGCAACCGGCGCAGCCUCGAGGGUCAAUGGAGGAGUAUUCGCUGCCGCUGCUGUCGUUCUUGCCGCUUUUGCUCUGUAA
Molecule: messenger RNA, 594 nt
Organism: Cadophora gregata
Lineage: Eukaryota; Fungi; Ascomycota; Leotiomycetes; Helotiales; Ploettnerulaceae
Exons: 2
Coding region: 1-594 (197 amino acids)
Source: RefSeq, a predicted model, not a curated record